Molecule: messenger RNA, 6308 nt
Organism: Syngnathoides biaculeatus (alligator pipefish)
Lineage: Eukaryota; Metazoa; Chordata; Actinopteri; Syngnathiformes; Syngnathidae
Gene: klhdc3l
Product: ras guanine nucleotide exchange factor F
Exons: 9
Coding region: 918-2198 (426 amino acids)
Cellular component (GO): Golgi apparatus
Molecular function (GO): protein binding
Source: RefSeq, a predicted model, not a curated record
GAGGGCGAGUGAACAAUCAUAAUUUAUUUAUUGCAUUAUAGGAAAAAAAAGCUUCUUGUUUGACUCAAUGUAUACCUCAUAUUUGUUUGUAAAUUCACUGCUCUAUUUUUCUGAGCAAUACUGAUGUUCCCUUCUCAUGUAUUUGUCCAUAUUACACUGUGAACAUGCAAUGAAUGUACAACAUCAACAAUGCUUUUCAAACAAAGGAAUACCGAAACUACUAAGUGGCCAUUUGAGUACGGAAAUGUUAGCCAAUAAACGACUUGGACAUCAUCAAACGAAUCUCUCUUGUGGAAUAAUAUUUGUCUCAAAAAGAUUCAUAUCUUAACGCUUUCAAUUGCAGCUAGAGUGUUCAUCACAAUAUAGUAUCUUUUGGAGCUGCCUGCGUUCAACAGUGACGUCCUGAAAUACUGCCGUAUGCUGCGGCCACUGUCCAUGUGUUAUACCUUUAACAUUUGGACAAGCAUUGAUUUCACGAUUGAGACUUUGUGACACGUUCUGACUCAUCUUGGUCCAUGGAAUCGUGUUCAUUAGUUUGAGUGUAAAUAUGACAACAAUAAGCACACCCUUCUCUCCGUUCGCUUUGCCCCGCCUCCGGAGUAGAGAUGCAUUAAAAGCUCCUGUGUUCAAUGUAACUAGUGCCUGUGGGAAUUUUCUUUUUUAGAAAAUAAAAGGAGAGUGUUUUUUAAUGGGUGUUAAUGCCAGCAUUUUUACGUAAUAAUCCCAAAUAACAACCGAAAGUUAUUACUGACAAAACAGACGUAAAACCAACCUCCUAUGGAAAAUUGAAAUUAACGAGGAAGCCUGAACGCAACGGUAGUCUUUUGGCAACACUAAUGGAAGAGCAGCAGCGAGGAUUUUAGUGUUUAGGCUUUCAUCUUUACAAAAUGGUCCUGUGAGGUUUUCAUGGAUCAGCAAUGAGUCAAAAUAGUCCCUGUCUCUGGAGCCAGCUUCCCCAGAGCAUCAGCGCUCCUUGUGACCGCUACAAGCAUGCUUGCUGCAGCUACGAUGGAAAUGUCUAUAUCCUGGGAGGAAGAGACCACAGCACUCUGAGGGACUUUUGGAGGUACAGUGUAGUGCAGAAUGAAUGGACAGAGUUGAGCUGCAAAGGUGAAACUGCACCAGAGGAAGUGGAGGAGCAUUCCAUGGUUGCUCAUAAGGGGUUUAUGUAUGUGUUUGGAGGCACACUGGAUUCAGCAUACACUUCGCUGAGAUGUCCCCUUUGGGUGUUUGACAUUGUCAAGCAGAAAUGGGUGCACUCUCCAAGAAAAGCAAGUGGUGCUCAGUCUCAAAUGCCAACAAACAGAAAAGGCCACAGCGCGGUGGUGGGAGGCACAUCCAUGCUGGUGUAUGGUGGCUUCAUCGAUAUAAAGGGAUCAUCUCAAGAAUUUUGGAGUUUGGAUUUUGAUACCUUGGUUUGGUCGCUCCUCACUGGUUUACAGCAGGGAUCACUUAGCCCUGGUCCAAGACAUAGUCACUCUGCAAUAGUCUACCAGAGCUGCAUGUAUCUGUUUGGUGGCUUGAAAGGCUUGAGAGAGCAGAGAGAUUUCUGGAAGUGGAAUUCUGCCAACUACACAUGGAGUUUGCUCAAAACCAAAUCUGGACCCUCAAAAUUGAUUGGUCACUCAACUGUAGCCUACAAGGACAGCAUGCUUCUUUUCGGGGGAGGAGAAACUCUGAACAAUCCAAAAAACUCUCUAUGGAGGUUCAACUUCUCCACUCAUACAUGGUGGCAAAUAAACACAAUGCCAGGAUCGAGAUCUCCAGAUAAGAUUCACCACUGCUGUAUUGGUCUUGGUCCGAACUAUACAGCUGAUAGUAGCAGCAUCUGUUUAGAGGCCAACACAAAGCUCCACAAUGAGAAAUUUAGCCCUUUCAAAAACAAAUUUUUACCUGCGCCACACAAUUUUCUGGGAUCAGAGGAUGCUAUUGAGCUGCAAACUUUCACCUUCAACAAGUGUCACCUCAAAACUCCUCGUCAGUCCACAGAACUGGGUAAAACUGAAUUACGAGAAACAAAUAUGCAUCAGAUUGGAAGCUGUGUAACAUUUGAAAAUACAGCAUUUAGUAAAGACCGGAGCUGUACAGAGAAGGAGUUGCUCGAAGGCACUCCUCGGAGGAUUCCAGAAUUCCGCAUCCUAACAACUUCAAAGUAUGAAAGGAAACCACAUCACAAAGACCGCAUCAUAAUAACUUAAAAGCAUGAAAGGAAAAUAAAGAGAAUAAAGAAUAAAAAUACACAAACACACAUAACAGUAACAACACACAAGGAGUUUGUCUCCGGCAGCCAACAUUCAUGUUGAAUACUGAGAAAAACAAACAAACAAGAAUGAAGAAAUAUACACAAUUAAUAGAAAACUAUUCCUUAUAAGAGUCACAGUUGUGCAAAGCUUCUGAGUCUCCUAGCAUUUAGAGCAGUUAGAUUGCGUCAAUGCCCCAAAUUAUGUUAGGCUUAUACAGAGUGCCCUUACCCGUUCGUGGUUCACCGUUAUAAACCAGUGCAAUGACAAAGGUGUCAAGGGAGCAGUUUAAAGUGAUGAAUCAUACGAUAGUUUACAGUAUAUAUGACUAAUACGAAUUCUAAUUGGACCAGUAGGAUUUAAGAGUCUGUCCCCACAUCAGUCCACAAAAUGUUCUUCCAUUUCUCUUUAGGCCAAAUUGGAGCCUCUUCUGCACACACUCAGGGGAUUAGCUUCAAACAGAUGUCUUCUCACUGUCACAGUACUAACAGGGAACUCGUGACUGUCUUUAAACAUCCAGGAACCAAUCAUUGGCUGAGCCUUUGCCAUUCUGGUUAAUCUGGAAUCCAUUUUGAUACUUGUCUUCCUUUUUCUGCCACGUGUCUCUGGUUUUGCUGCCCAUUUGAAUGCAUUAGAGAUCAUUUAAGAUGAACAGCCUAUACAGUCAUAACUCUACUUACGAACGUCUCUACUGAUGAAAAAUUCAUGUUCCGAAAAGCCUUCCCGGAAAAAAAUUGUCUCUAGUUAUGAAGGAAAUUCUGGAUACGAAAAGAAAAAAAUGGCGCUGGAUUCCACCUAAUGUAAACGUACUGUUCUGUAUCUUGGUUUGAAAGCGACGCAAUAGAGCUGCUCUCCCAUUGGCUAUUGCAAGAGCAUCUUCCUGGAAUCACAUCCAUCCAUUGGCUAAAAGGGACAUCAAUCUUUACCCGUGAUGCACAUCCUGUAUCUUCGUCACCAAAUCUAUUGUCAUACGCUCACACACACUCGCACUGUACAUCUUUGCGGAUUUAUUCAUCUUUUUUCACUAUGGGCCCCAACAUUUCUGAAUCAUCCGGAAAAAGUGUUAACGAGUCGGACUAUCGUUCACUUUGAUGAUGUUUGCCUUGCACAUUUCCACAAGAUUAUUAAAAGCCAUCAAAGGAAAACAUCCAUGGAUUGGUACUUCAUGAAACAUUGAAAGUUAAUGUUAAUGUUAGUUUUGACUCAUUUUAGUGAAACUGUGUGCCUGCCUCCCCCUCUGUCCGCCACAAUGCCUUUUUGCUCGCUAUGCACCCUUCUCUUCGUACCGUUGGUCCUAUUUUUAAAUACUCUAACAUUAUAUAAUUACUCAUACAUUAUAUACUUACUAUUGGUGGUGGGAGAGGGGAUGGAAUGGGAAUAGCCUUCCAUAGCAGCGGUGCAUUCCCCAAGUCUGUCGACAGAGAAUCGGACAGAGGCGAUCCGCUCCAUCUUGGAGAAAGAACUGCAUCAACCUGGAAGAUGAGCAGCGGAAGCAAUUGUGGAAAAUUUUAUGAGAUUUUAAGGACAUUUUUGCGCUCACUGAGAAUGAGGUGCGUCUCACUCACCUUGUGGAACACUACAUUGACACCGGGGAUGCACGACCAGUCAAAGUGCAGCCGCAUCGUCUGCCUACCUUACAGCAGGAGGCCGCAGAAAGGGAGGUCCAUGCUAUGCUCGAGGCAGGGAUCAUAAAACCCUUCAACAGUCUGUGGGAAUCCGGUGUGGUCAUGGUUCCCAGAAAAAAAGCUCUAGACCGCGAUUCUGGGUGGACUACAAGCCACUGAACAAGGUGACACAAAAGGGCUGUUACCCGCUUCCACGUGUUGAAGAGACAUUGAACCUCGUGUCGGGGUCCGCGUGGUUUUCGUCACUUGAUCUGUGCAGUGGAUAAUGGCAGGUUCCGGUCACCCCGGGUCAAGACCAAAAACAAUAUUCUGUAUCGCUCGUGGACACUGGCAGUUCAAGGUAAUGAGUUUUAUAUUAUGCAAUGCACCAGGGACAUUUGAGCAGCUAAUGGACACUGUGCUCACAAACAUUCUCAGACAGGAGUGCUUGGUGUACCUGGACAAUGUCCUCGUUCAUGGAAGAACCUUCCAGACUGCACUGGAUUCCUUGACACUGGUGCUGGGAAGAAGUGCGGCAGCUGGACUUAAGGUGCACCUGGAGAAGUGCCACUUUGUGCGGCGAGAGGGGGAGUUCCUUGGCCACUGGGUGGCUCAUAGGAGUAUCAGCACAUUAGAGGAGAAGAUCUGAGCAAUUCGAGACUGGCCAGUCCCAAAUGACCAGACACAGUUGAAGAGCUUCUUAGGACUAGCCUCUUAUUAUUAUUACUUUUGUGAAGGGAUUUUCUUGUGUUGGUGGAGCACCAACACAAGAAAAUCCCUGUUCCAUCCCUGUUCCAUCUUCUCAAAAACAAUCAGCCUUUUGUGUUUUUGUCGGACUGCCCAGAGGCAUUUACCAACCUCAAGAGAGCCCACAUGAAUGCCCCUGUCCUCACACCCCCAAACCCAGCUUUGCCCUUUGUGCUGGACACACAUGCAAGCAAUGUCGGCAUGGGUGUUACAGUCAGGCCCAGAAGCUGAACAUGCGGUAGCCUACUUUAGCCGCAGCUUCAAUAGAAGUGAGAGACACUGCUGCGUGACUAGAUGUGAACUGUUGGCAGUUAUAUUGGCUGAACGGCUUUUCUGAUACUACCUGUGUGGUGCCCCUUUCAUAAUUAGGACAGACCACAACGCUAUGGUGGUUGAUAUCUUUCAAAGAACUUGAAGGACAGGUAGCAUGAUGGGUGGAGGACCUGCAGUCAUUCAACUUGAACGUGGAUCAUCGUGCUGGAUCUCAGCAUGUCAAUGGCGAUGCACUUUCUCGGAGACCGUGUGCUGUGGAUGACUGCGGCUAUUGUGAUUGGCGGGACGUGAGGGAGAUGUAGCUGCAUGGAGGUGAGACUGCUCGUGGGCCAUUAUACUGCACAUUAGAGGUGGUAGAUGCUGCAGAGUGGGGAGUCAAGCAAGAGGAUGACAGUGAUCACAUUCCAGUACAUCACUGGAUUUUGAGUGGUAGAAGGACAUCUUGGGAGAGUGUGAUGGGAAAGUCUACAGUCACGAAAGGCCUUUGGAGUAAAAUUUACAGGAUUACGCAUGAGCCAAUGGCAUAAUGCAGCAUGUAUAGAAGUAGCCAGCCACCGGGGAAGAGAGGUGGCAGGUGGUGGUGCCCAGGUACCUCAGAGAUACUGUGUUGAGAUCAUGUCACUGGGCAUAGGCUCAAGGCACUUUGCAAGGAGAAAGACCCUCCUUCGACUAUGCCACAGGUUCUACAUGGGUCAGGACAUGUGAGAUGUGGAGGAUUUCUCCCACCACUGCAAAGGAUGUGCAGAAUCAGAAUCAGCUCUAUUUGGCCAAGUGUGUAAAAAAACACCCAAGGAAUUUUUCUCCGGCAAACGGUGCUGCCCUGGUAUGACAUGCACAAUAAAGAACAACAAAGCAACAAGAACAAAGAACAAGAGACAUUUCUAUUUACAGGAACUAUUCCUGACAAAACUCAUGCAAGAUGUAAAAUCUUCUUCGUUUAGCACAGGUCGUCCUAUAAUCUUGGGACAGCCCACAGGAAAAGCUUGUCCUUGUCCCUGUAAUUGUCAGAACAAAAUCCCUUAACCAACUAAAAUAAAUGCUCAACAAUGGCAUAAUAUUUUAUUAUUACUGAUAACACAUACAACAGUCUUAAAUAAAUAUUUAACACUGUUUGAGUUAAAACAUUUUUUGCAUUAAAUAUUUGUGUAUAAAAGUUUCUGCAUAGUGCAGUUUAUCCUCUACAUCAGUGAUUUCCAACCUUUAUACAGCCAAGGCACAUAUUUUACAAUUGAAAAAUCCCACGCCACACCACUAAAAUUAAAUGUCACCAAAAAUGGAUCGAAUAAUUACUGUAUGUACUUCCUGCCAUCUAAUAAAAGAGGACGUUUUUUGUUCUGUCUGUCAUUGUGUCUCACUGGCAUACAUAGAUGAAUAAAGAUACACUAUUUCUUGGAAUAAAUAAUAAUAAUAUAUUUUUUUAGCAAUUACAUAAAAUUGCAUAAGU